AUGCCAGAGUCAAAAUUACCCUCCGAUAGUUAUAACGAAUCAGAUAGUCCUUCCAUCCAAGAGCUAGGAUCUCAUAUCGUGGGAGCUCGCACCCCAGUUGGAGAAAGUGACGCUACCAAAGCCAGUGCACAGGAGAGCCCUCAACUAGUCACAGAUAUUGGCCCAGCUGGACGCACAACAGACAUUGAUGGGAACACUAUCGCUACCGAUGAGCUCGAGGAUGAUGUGUCUGGAAUGAUCAAUCUUGCUGUCUCGCUCAUGGCAGAAUGCAAGGCAGGGUUAUCGCUUUCAGAGCUAAACAAUGUGGUCUUCCUGUUCCGUCAAGUUAAAGAUAGCCACCCAGCAACACACCUGCUCCACCGUGCUGCCAAGAGAGAUCUUGCCUCCGUGUUGGGUGUCAGAUUCAUGUAUACCAAUCACAGACAUGAUUUGAUGGAAUCUUUGACUCUUCACAAUGAGAUAGUCAAGGGUUGGAAUUUAGACCAAGAGGCAAGCCCUGAAACCAAUACUGCUAUCCAACUAGAGGACAAGACAGACACAGAAGUCACAUUGAACCUGGCAAAGGGAUUGUUGACAAACUUCCAGAAGUCAACUUCCCUUCACAUUCUGAAUGACAUUGUCUUCCUUGUUCAACAGGCACUUCCACAAUUAUCAGCUGCAUCUACUAGCUGGUUCAUUGCAUUAACAACUCUGGUUGAUGCACUAUAUGCCCGCUUUAACCAUUCCUAUAAUCUGACCGACCUGAAUGAAGCAAUUUCUAGUUUGCAAGAUGCUAGCAAAUGUUGCAUGAAGCCAGAUCAGCAAGAAUCAAACAUGAACUUCCGGAUCUGUGGGCUGUUAGCAACACGAUUCGAUUUAAUGGGGGAUAUUUCUGAUCUUCCAACAGCAUUGGAUUCAACUAUCAGAGGCACUAAAACUUCCACAGGUAUUCUGGAAUCACUUAAAUUCGCCAAUCAACUUUGUAAACAGUUCACAAUGUCAGGUAACAUGGCUUACCUAAAUACUGCAGUGACACUUCUCAGGAGAGGGAUUGCAAAACUACCUCAGGGAAGUGAGAAUCAUGCAGCUGUUGUCAAUAAUCUUGCAAAUGCACUGUUGACCCGAUUUGAGCAAGGAGGUCAGCAAAGUGAUCUUGAUGAAGCCCUUUCUCUGCACAGGCAACAAGGAGGCCAGCGAAGUGAUCUUGAUGAAGCCAUUUCUCUGCAUAGGCAAGCUCUCAAGCUCUUCCUUCCACCUCAUCCCAAACAAUCCAGCUCACUCAACAAUCUUGCAAAUGCACUGUCAACCCGAUUUGAGCAAGGAGGUCAGCAAAGUGAUCUCAAUGAAGCCAUUUCUCUGUACAGGCAAGCUCUUGAGCUCCGACUUCCACCCCAUCCCCUGCAAUCCAGAGGCACACUCCACAAUCUUGCUUCUGCACUGGUGAUUCGAUUUGAGCAAGGAGGUCAGCAAAGUGAUCUCAAUGAAGGCAUUUCUCUGCACAGGCAAGCUCUCCAGCUUUUUCUUCCACCCCAUCCCUUUCGAUCCAACUCACUCAACAAUCUUGCAAAUGCACUGUGGACCCAAUUUGAGCAAGGAGGUCAGCAAAGUGACCUGGAUGAAGCCAUUUCUCUGCACAGGCAAGCUCUUGAGCUCCGUCUUCAACCCCAUCCCAAUCGACCCACCUCACUAAACAAUCUUGCUUCUGCACUGUCAACCCGAUUUGAGCAAGGAGGUCAGCAAAGUGACCUUGAUGAAGCCAUUUUUCUGCAAAGGCAAGCUCUCGAACUCUUCCUUCCACCCCAUCCCCUUCGACCCAGCUCACUCCACAAUCUUGCUUCUGCACUGUCAACCCGAUUUUGGCGAAGAGGUCAGCAAAGUGAUAUUGAUGAAGCCAUUUCUCUGCACAGGCAAGCUCUUGAGCUCUUCCUUCCACCCCAUCCCCUUCGAUCCAGCUCACUCCACAAUCUUGCUUCUGCACUGUCAAUCCGAUUUCGGCAAGUAGGUCAGCAAAGUGAUCUCAAUGAAGCCAUUUCUCUGCAAAGGCAAGCUCUCAAACUCUUCCUUCCACCCCAUCCCCUUCAAUCCAGCUCACUCAACAAUCUUGCAAAUGCACUGUUGACCCAGUUUCAGCAAGGAGGUCAGCAAAGUGAUCUUGAUGAAGCCAUUUCUCUGCACAGGCAAGCUCUCAAGCUCCGGCUUCCACCCCAUCUUGACCGAUCCAGCUCCCUUCACAAUCUUGCUUCUGCACUAUCAACCCAAUUUCAGCAAGGAGGUCAGCAAAGUGAUCUUGAUAAAGCAAUGUCUCUAUUCCUCGCUGCUACCCAAUACCCAUUCCAAUCUCCAUCAAAUCGCCUCCGUGUUGCAAGGGGGUGGACACGUUGUGCAGAUAGAAAUCAACAUAGCUCUGCAAUUGAUGCUUAUGAAGCUUCCAUACAGGCUUUACCACGGGUGGCUGCUCUGAGCUUGGAUGUAGCAUCACGACAGGACGCCAUGACUGCAGGUAGUGAUGGCUUAGCUCGGGAUGCAGCUAGAUGUGCUAUUCGCUCUGGAUGUAUAGACAAAGCCAUAGAACUUCUAGAAGCAGGACGAAGUAUCUUCUGGUCACAGGUUCUAUCUCUCCGCUCACCCUUUGAUCAACUUCACAAGAUUGCACCGGAAUUGGCAGAUAAGCUACGAAGUAUUGCAACUAAGCUGGAGAUUGGGUCUCAUCGUGAUGUUUUUUCUGAGAUUUCAGACAACAGAAAGAAGUUGUCUAUAGAGCAGGAAGCAGCCCGACUCAAUCACCUUAACCAAGAAUGGGCUCAAUCUAUUCAUGAAGUUAGGAAAUUGAGUGGAUUUGAGGACUUUCUAUGCCCAUCCCGUCUAUCCUCACUCAAAGCAGCUGCAUCAGAACAUCCAGUUGUCAUUCUCAUCGCAAAUGAUGAUGAAAGCCAUUGCCUCAUCAUGACAUCAACAAUCAUUCAUCACAUCCCUCUUCCAAACUUAGGCACUCCAACAUUGAAGGAACUUGUUCAUAAGAUUCAGAUAGCUGGCUCUCAGUCACCAAUAUCACGGUUGCUCAUUGAUCAAACCCAAGACAUAAAUAUAGAGCUUCUGGAAGAAGAGCGAGCAGGGAGGGUUAGCAGCGAUACUCAACUUAGAUCUUCAGAUGACCUGUUCAAAUCCGUUUUGAGGAUGCUGUGGGAUGAAUUGGUGAAGCCAGUCAUUAAUGUUCUCAAUAUUAAGAAAUCGGACAAAAUGACUGUUCUGCAAUGGUGCCCAACUGGUCAUUUUACCUUCCUCCCCAUCCAUGCCGCAGGCUGCUAUGAUGACAAGCUAGCUAUUGAUUGUGCUCCAGAUUACUUCAUUUCCUCAUAUACUCCAACCAUAGGGGCACUUCUGGCUUUGGAUUCAGCUCCUGAUUCAGCUCCCACCACCCAAUCAUUCCAAAUGAUGGCUGUGAUCCAAUCUAAAGGGCUUCGUUAUACAAGAAUGGAGCUAGAAAACAUUCAACGACAUGUACCCUCCGAAGCUCUCAUCAAAUUAGGAGUUCCCGAAGUACCUGCUGGAGUUGAAGCCGUUGCCUCCCAUCUUUCGAGUGUGUCUAUCGUUCACUUUGCAUGCCAUGGGAAUCAAAAUCCACAAAAUCCACUUGACAGUGGGCUCACACUCGAUGAUGGGCUACUCCGAAUCUCGAGAAUCAUGAAGGAAAAGAUGCCAAAUGGAUCACUUGCCUUUCUCUGUGCCUGCGAGACGGCUGUAGGUGAUCAAAAUCUACCAGAUGAGGCAAUGAGCAUAGGUGCAAGCUUGAUCUUUUCCGGAUUUCGGCGGGUCAUUGCUACUAUGUGGAAAAUGAGUGACGAAGACGGACCUACCAUUGUGGAUACAUUCUAUGAAGAACUUUUCUCUGGCAGUCCUGAUGGAAGACCAGCUCUUAAACCUGAUAUGACAAAGUCUGCCCUAGCCCUUCACCUUGCAGUCAAGAAACUCCGUUCACAGGGUGUUCCAUUCCGACGUUGGGUUCCCUUUAUCCAUAUGGGCAAAUGA
This is a messenger RNA of Laccaria bicolor S238N-H82, 4005 nucleotides long. RefSeq lists its product as uncharacterized. The coding region runs from base 1 to 4005 and encodes 1334 amino acids. The transcript is spliced from 8 exons. Gene Ontology annotation, molecular function: protein binding. The record is from RefSeq and is a predicted model, not a curated record. Lineage: Eukaryota; Fungi; Basidiomycota; Agaricomycetes; Agaricales; Hydnangiaceae.